Molecule: messenger RNA, 1017 nt
Organism: Cornus florida
Lineage: Eukaryota; Viridiplantae; Streptophyta; Magnoliopsida; Cornales; Cornaceae
Exons: 1
Coding region: 1-1017 (338 amino acids)
Source: RefSeq, a predicted model, not a curated record
AUGGACAGAGAACAAGAAGAAAUGCAAUUCCUAGGCCCCUUUGGCAUCUACACAGAAGCGUACAAGAUCAUCAUCUCAUGGAGGAAGAUCUUCACCAAAAUCACUCUAGCUUUGAUCCUCCCACUCUCCUUCAUCUUCCUAGCUCACAUCAAAGUCUCCGAAUUACUCACAUCUAGGAUCAUACACAACGAAGUCGAAUUAAUAGACGCACAAGCCGGCACGCAGAGGUACAACAAGCUCUCCGAUCUCAUAUCAUCCGAGCAGACCACCUAUUGGCUAUUCCAACUUGCUUAUACCAUCUCACUCUUCAUCUUCUCCCUCCUCUCCACUUCUGCUGUGGUUUACACCAUUGCAUGCAUUUACACGGCUCGCGAAGUGACCUUCAAGAAGGUCAUGAGUGUUGUCCCAAAGGUUUGGAAGAGACUCAUGCUCACUUUCUUGUCCACGUUCUUGGCUUUCUUUGCUUUUACCCUAGUUUUUCUAAUAAUCCUAAUCAUAUGGACAUUCUUAUGGGCAUACACAAUUGGUAUUAGACAUAUUAAUACCCUUGUGGUGAUUUCCUACAUCAUAAUGAUCAUUUAUGGUGUAGGGUUUUUAUAUAUGACCGUUGUUUGGCAUUUGGCUAACGCGGUGUCGGUAUUAGAAGAGUCCUAUGGAUUCAAGGCCAUGGUCAAGAGCAAAAACCUGAUAAAAGGAAAGAUGUGGGUGGUUAUAGUUGUCCUUUUGAUGUUGAAUAUCUCUUCCUUUGCUAUAUAUAAAGUUUUUGAAAAGUUUGUUGUCCAUGGAGGGUCACUAAGUUUGGUGUAUAAGGUUGGAUUUGGGAUAUUGUGUUUGUCAUUGCAAUCCAUGUUGUCUCUUUUUGGGUUGAUCAUCCAAACUAUCAUCUACUUUGUGUGUAAGUCAUACCAUCAUGAAAAUAUCGAUAAGACAAUCCUCUCAGACCACUUGGAUGUUUAUCUUGGAGACUAUGUUCCUUUGAAGGAGACGGAUGUUCAGUUAGGACAAUUUCAAGUUUGA